Messenger RNA from Bactrocera dorsalis (oriental fruit fly), 4816 nucleotides. It is a transcript of the gene TfAP-2, whose product is annotated as transcription factor AP-2-epsilon. Gene Ontology annotation, biological process: anatomical structure development; regulation of transcription by RNA polymerase II; regulation of cell population proliferation. Gene Ontology annotation, cellular component: nucleus. Gene Ontology annotation, molecular function: DNA-binding transcription factor activity, RNA polymerase II-specific; RNA polymerase II transcription regulatory region sequence-specific DNA binding. The coding region runs from base 892 to 2307 and encodes 471 amino acids. The record is from RefSeq and is a predicted model, not a curated record. The transcript is spliced from 8 exons. NCBI's taxonomy places the organism in Eukaryota, Metazoa, Arthropoda, Insecta, Diptera, Tephritidae.
UUCACCCCAGUGGCAUUGUUGAAGUUGCACAUAGCAGGAGAUCUACUGGCCAGUAAAACAAUAUGGAAACAACAACCGAGGCAGUGCAGCCGAAAGCAACGCAACAGCAUCUGUGUUCUCUGCUCGACAGCUACCAUGGCAUCAGCAGCAGUCGCGACAGAAGUAGUAGUUGUUUACCUAUAUACCCUAAAGGUCUUUACGUCCAACCAGAAAAUUUAGUUUCAGUCGAAAACUACCGUCUCUGACUGCACAAGGGUAAAUGUCGUUUUCGGGUUGCUGUUGAUAUUCUACGCCAACCCAUUGUAGUGCGUCGCGCUUUGUUUUUGUUUUUUCUUUCGCUUUUCGCCAAAAGGACGCCAAAAAAAUCAUUAUCAAGUAAAACACAUGCAUGUGACAAAAUCGAAAUACGCAACUGAAAGUCAAUACAUAAAUCCUUUGUGUAUGUACAUAUAUAUACAUUUUUAGAAAAAUAAGAACCGAACCAAGUCGUCAAUAUAGAUUGGUAAAGCUUUAAAGUUUCAACUAACAUCAGUCACAUAUGGAUAUUAUCUUGUGUUAUUAUAUUUAAAUAUGUACAUACAUACAAACAGUUUGGUGAAAGCCGUCGUUAAUGCAUUAAUAGUGUGAAGUGCAAAACCAGAUUUUCAGUUGUAAUUUGUAAAAAAUCAAAUUCAAAUUCCUACUUCAUUGGUAGCCGAGUGAUCCUGAAAAGGAAUGUGCAAUCAGCGUUUAAUUGCCAAUAUGAAUUAUCAUAUAGUUGCCUUUUUUAGUGCCAUUAGUGUAUCAUAAAAGUUAAUAGCGGAUAUUCUUCGUACCUGUAAUUAUUAUUUACACUCUUAAAAUUGUAAAAGUUCAUCAAAUUAGUUCUUGAAGUUAAAACCAUAUUUACAAAUGCAUAUCCUACAUCGAACCAGUGAUCACCAGUUUGAGGACCAAAAAUUCAUGAUGGAACGCCUCACUAGUCAUGGCAGCUUGGGGUUAUCAAGCAGUAGUCCUGCUUACACUACACACACGGGUGGCCACAGUGGCCGUGGAGGACCUUCUUCUGGACACGGUAGCCAUGGCAGUACACACGGAUCUGCAGCAACAAUGCAUCACCAAUCUCUUCAAUCAGAUUUCCAACCGCCCUACUUUCCUCCACCGUUUCAUCAUUCAACUCAAAGUCCGCCCCAACAACAGGUACCUGCAUAUUUACAGAACCAUGGAGCUUUAGAAUAUUUGGGUACAGAUCCAUAUGGACAACCGUUAUCAUCACUACACCAUGCCCCUUUGCACCACUAUAACCAAUUAGCGGGCUUACGAACAACUCAAGAUCAGCUUGGUAUACACAGAUCUCAUAGAGAAGCGGAGCUACAAGGCCAUGUGGCGCAGCUGUCUCAUGGUUUCCCAUACACAGAUAGACGAGCAGAUUAUGGUAGCACUAUAUCAGGAGGCGCCACACAUGGUGGUAGACUUGCUCACGAACAUGAUCCCUUAGCCUUGCAUCAAGCACUACAGAACGCCGUUGAUGAUGUCCAAAAUCCCGGUAUAGAUGACAAUGUCGCAUUUAUGUCAGAUCUACCUCUAAUUAAAAGUAUUAAAAGUGGGAAAGAGCUUGGUAAUAUUGGCUCUGGUUCCCCCAGUGAGGUAUUUUGUGCUGUUCCGGGACGACUUAGCCUUCUAUCCAGCACGUCCAAAUACAAAGUAACAAUUGCUGAAGUUCAACGAAGGUUAUCACCUCCAGAAUGUCUAAACGCGUCUCUACUUGGCGGAGUUCUUCGAAGAGCUAAGAGCAAGAACGGUGGACGCCUACUAAGAGAAAAGCUUGAAAAAAUUGGUUUAAAUUUACCUGCGGGAAGACGAAAGGCUGCCAAUGUCACAUUACUCACGUCCUUAGUAGAGGGCGAAGCUACUCAUCUGGCAAAAGAUUUUCAUUUCGUUUGUGAAACUGAAUUUCCAGCUCGUCAGCUAGCCGAAUACGUCAUUAGACAUCAAACAGAGCCCCAAGAAUCAUAUCGCAGGAAAGAACUACUUAUUCAUUCACAGCAGAUAACAAAGGAACUAAUGCAAGUACUUAGCCAAGACCGCACAACACAAUACGGCACGAGAUCACAACAUUUACUGGAACCUUCUAUGCAGCGUCACCUCACACACUUCUCUUUAAUUACUCAUGGGUUUGGAUCUCCCGCUAUAAUGGCCGUACUGCAUGCUUUCCAGACUUUUCUCAAUGAAUCACUCAACUAUUUAGAUAAAUUAUAUCCUUCAAAUAGUGGCGGCAUGGUGUCCUCCUCGCUGGACAAAAACAAAAUUGAUAGUGACAAGAAAUGAUAGGCCGGGUUUGCUUUAUUUUAUUAAACACAACAAGAAAAUCGUUUUAAACGAAAUAAAGUAUAAGUUUAAGUAAAGUAAAUAAAAUAUUAGUUCAUCGAGCGUAAUUUUAAUUUUAAUAUCGAUUAAACCGUUAUUUUUAUUAUUAAUUCGUAAUGUAUAUGCAUAUGCAGUUAUAAAUAUACUAUUUGUUAAUAAUUACAAUUUUGAGACAUACUUAUGUAUAUAUGUAUGUAUGUAUAGAUACAUAUGCAUAAAUAUUCCAUGAAAUACAAAUUAACUGUAGUUUGUUUGUUUUUUAAAAGAGUAUUGAAGGUAUUUUCCGCACAUAUGUACAUAUACCCGCCAGUUAUAAUAAGAAUCAUUCGUUAAGGUUUCAUUUAACAGAACUUUUAUUUAGAUUGAUUAAAUGUCUAACUUUAAGACUUUGGUGAAGUUAUCGUCUCAAGACAAGAAGUGUUAAACACAUGCGUUAUUACCUUUCCCUCAUAAAAUUCCUUGAGUAGAUGUUUUAAACGAGAAAUGAAGUGAUGUCCAAAUCUCAUGUCAUUGGAAGUGAGAGCGUAAAUGAAAAUUGACUCGAUUCAAGAGGUUUAGAAUGGCUGGAAAUUUUACCAAAAAUACAUAUGAACGUAAAAAUGACUAAACACAUUUAUUAAAUAAGGGCUGACAAGUUGAAAUCACUUGUUGUUGUUGUUAAGUUGUUUUAAUAUACCAUGAAAUCAUACAAAAAGCAAAUAUUUUAAUACUUUCUCAUAACAAAUGUUAGGGUUUUAAUUUAAAUAUUCAAAAACAAGUAUUUGUCUGAUUUGCCUACAAUUCAAAAUGUGUAAAAAAAACGUUAGUUUUAAGGCGCACUGGAAUAAUUUGGGCAUCCCUUUAUCACUGGUUUAAACAUUGUUGAACGCUGCACUUGUUGCCGUGUUCAAAAAGCAUAACAUUCAAAAAACUUUCACCGCUCUUUAUAACGGAUGUUUUUUAGCCGUGUCGUUUUCAAUGAGGCAUUACUUUUUUCGGAGUUGGUCUUUUUGACAGCUGUUACUUGAUUUAUACAAUUAGAGUUGCGCUCAUUUACUUUAUGGAAGAUUUUUGGGAAAAUUUUGGUUUGUUGGAAAAAUCUAACUUGUGGAACAAUUGAAGCCGAAAACCCAUCAAGUUCGUCGCGUUUUCGGUGAAUGGGCUCAAAACAAGAUAGCCGCUACUUCCGCUUUUCUUCAACGAUGAAUUUUACUUUUGGUUGAAUAGGUACAUUAAUAAAAAAAAAAUUUGCAUUUGGAAUGAUUAUAAUCCACAAGCCAUUUUUGAGACGCCGUUCACAAAAAAUCACUCUAUAGGCAGAGGUAAUCAUUGGACCAGAUUUCUUCAAAAUUUAAUCCGCCUAAAAGGUUACAAUCAAUGGGGGACGCUAUUGAGCCUGAAUUAUAAUAUGUUGAAGAAAACUUUUGGUGAGCGCAUUACCUCUUCUAGUGGCCGCGUGGCGUGGGCUUCAAGAUGCUGCGAUUCAACACCACCGGACUAUUUUUUGUGGGGACGAGACGAUUGACGCCUUGGCAGAGAACAUUCCGAACGUUAUUGCUGACAUACGGCUUCAAUUGCUGCAAAAAGUAGUCGAAAAUUGGGCCUUUCGACCAUUGACGUUCGAUUCUUGUCUUUAUAAUAAUGUUUUGUUUUUGAAAACCAAAUGCCUCAAAAAAGCAUAAUUUAUUUGUACAUAGUAUUCUGUUCCAAUAAAUUUUUAAAUCCGUCUAAUCAGAGUCACUCAACUUAAGUCUCUCUUUUAACGCAUUUAUUUAUUAUAGAACAAUAUGCCAGUAUUUAAAAUUCAUUGGAGAUUAGUGUCUGCCUUUAAAAAACAAAAAUAAUAUAUCUAGCUGGUUAAUUAUAGAUCAAUUAAAUUAUUAAAUACAAUAUUUUUGUUGCCAAAAAUGGCAGAGUUUAUAAAUAAAACUAUUUCAUAAUCCCCUGGAAAUAAGAUUUGUACAUAUAUGAAUAUAAGUAUGUAAAAAAAAUAAAAACAAUUAAUGACAAACAAACAGAAAUAAAAUGUAAAUUCUAUUACAAAGUUGUAACAAUUAGAAAUACGUUUUCCUUGUUUGUAAAGUGGUUUAGUAUAUGAUUUUGAAUUUAUGUUAAUUUUUCUUAAUAAUCGAAUUUAUUAAAAAUAGUUCAGUGACAAUCUUGAGAUUUUAACACAAUUAAUUAGUUCACUUUAGCACAAAAUCCAAGCAUAUCAUCACCUAAAAUGCUAAACAAUAUCAUCAAAAAAAAAAAUAAAACUUGAGCUUUUUCUUGCUUACGAUUCACUACAUCUUAUUAUAUAUAUGUGUGAAUAAAAUUGUACGCUUCCGCUAUCAGAUAUAGCCAAUAUAUAACCACUUUAUAACCAAAACUCAAAAUUUUGUUUCAAUUUGUGUGGCUUCUAAUAUUGGGUUGUCAAAACAGUCUUGCGGUAUUUUUAUUGAAUCAAUUCGUGUGGCACCCAUACAUCGACCUUCUUAGUGACUCCAAG